UUUUUUGGAAAAUCUCGAAAGCAUCAACAAGUUGGAUUUCAAGCCUACUGUUCGUGAUUUGAUUAUGAGCUACGUCCCAACCGUGGGAAUACAGAAUGUAAUUUUUUCAGUCGACAAAAAAGUGUUCCAGUUAUUCGACAUUGGAGGCCAACGAAUAGAUCGAAGGAAAUGGGCGACCAUGUACGACGGCAUAGACGCGAUAUUUUUCUGUAUCGCUAUAUCAGAGUACGAUCAAACUAUGUUCGAAGACCCAGAA
Strongylus vulgaris is the source of this 256-nucleotide messenger RNA. Lineage: Eukaryota; Metazoa; Nematoda; Chromadorea; Rhabditida; Strongylidae. The record is from the annotation of a GenBank genome assembly.